AUGGAGGCACAAACUUUCAACAGGAUCUAUGAGAUAUUACAUUCGUAUGACUCCAUAGAGAGGGUAUUCGACCCUUCUUGGUCCUUCUUAGAAGUUGCAUGUGCAGUUUUAGUAUUGGCGCACAACAAUCCCUUAGAUGCUGCUAAGUUGGUUGAAUUGUACAACAAUGAUAAGGCGGCGGUUUUGCAGAUGUAUGUCCAUGCAAGAGAUGAUCCUGACCAGAUUGAACAUAUUGACGGUUCAGAGACAGGCGUAUAUAUCUUUGACCUGGCAAUCUAUAUGCUCCGAUACACAAAUGGCUUCACCAGUCGACACCCUAGUGGUGAACUACUGAAAAAGAUCACAGUUAUUGACGCUUACACAGAAUAUUGCCACAAUAUGAUGCUUGAAAUAUACAAGGUGAAACUCUGUGAGUUAUUCAACGAGGAACGGUGGGCUCUCUAUCUGACGAACUCAAUGGAUGUUUUGAACACGGAUGUCUUUAACCACAAAGACUUUUUCACUGCAUUUCUGAUGGAAUCAUACGGAUACACAAAGGAAUGUGUUUUGCAGGGGUUGAAAGCAAUUGAGGUUGACAAUAAGUGGCUGUUAAAAAUUAAAAGUUUCAACUAUGGUUUUAUAAAUAUUAACGACGAAGAAAUUAUGCAAUUAUGCAAUGACAGGGCCACUGAUAACGCUGAAACAAUACGGUAUAAUUUGCAGGAGUUGAAUGUCGUCCUUGCAUCCAAGAAAUUCAAAAGUGCCAAAUUAGCCACCUUGGAAACCCUUACGAACGGUGAAAUAUUGAAUGUUGUUAUAGACUUGAAAAGGGGGAAGAAACUCAUAGUGGAUAUUGAUCUGGUCGAUAAAGUCCUUACCUUCCCGCUACAGCAGCAAAGUGUAAACAUUAAUAAGAUGCUCACACAUGUACUACCUGCGGCUCUGGAUAGAGACUGGACCUUUUCUAAUGCAACCCCGCAAUAA
Messenger RNA from Pichia kudriavzevii, 963 nucleotides. RefSeq lists its product as uncharacterized. The record is from RefSeq and is a predicted model, not a curated record. NCBI's taxonomy places the organism in Eukaryota, Fungi, Ascomycota, Pichiomycetes, Pichiales, Pichiaceae. The coding region runs from base 1 to 963 and encodes 320 amino acids. The transcript has a single exon.